Molecule: messenger RNA, 2859 nt
Organism: Planococcus citri (citrus mealybug)
Lineage: Eukaryota; Metazoa; Arthropoda; Insecta; Hemiptera; Pseudococcidae
Exons: 3
Coding region: 165-2603 (812 amino acids)
Source: RefSeq, a predicted model, not a curated record
GUUGCUCGCGUUGCUCUCUUUCCGUUGAAUGUGGAUUUGCUUACGAUAUGUUUGUUGUGAAAUGUUGAUAAUAUUUUUUAAAAAUUGUUUGAUAAUGAUAAUUCUUGAAUGUUGUGCUUGAGUGAAUCGAAAAUAUUCUUCAGUUGAUCGCUAAGCUGCAGAUCAUGUCCGACGAUGGGAAUAUUCGUCAAGAGUUUAACGCUAUAGAACGUGAUUUUUUUACUUCUGAAGAAUCACCGAACUCGGCGUUAGAUGAUUCCUCAGCUCCCCAAAUAAAGAAACCUGAUGGAACUUCUCGUGAUGGAGUGGAAACUGGUCAUAUCGAUUUGGAAGAUAACAAUACGUACGUCCAACUCAUACCAAGUUUGGAAGACAUGGCUACACUUGCAGCGACUUUAGAAACGUUGCAUCAUCACUACUCUCAAAACUAUUACGAUUAUUUUAAAAAUGCGAACAAUGUAAUCGAUAAAUUGAUGGUCCCAAACCUUAUCAGAGCAAAAAUGGCAGCACUUUGUGCUGAGAUGCAAAAAGAAAUACAUUCAUUAAGAUUUAAAACAGACUGGCACGGGCUUGAUAGGCCUAUCCUGAGAUUGCACGAUAUGUACUACGAUGACGACUCGUAUUUUUAUAUUUACAUACUGGUUUGGGACUCGAAUGGCCACAUUGAUGACAAAAAAACGAUAGAGAAAGCGAUAUCGUGUUCGAAGUAUUCGAAUGAGGGCGAUUUCAUGUUCGAAAUGAUCACUAAAUACUGUUUAGAGGAUUAUAUAAAGGAUUUUCCUCUGGAUUCGUUGAGUGAAGAAUUCAUCAGAGCUGCGGAAGCAGACAAACUACAAAAAUACUGGAUAACAGAUAAGAGAAGGGUUACUCUUGAUGGAGAAGAUGCAUACAAUGUAUCUGCAGCUUUAAUUAGCUUUCUUGAUUCGUUGAAAUCGUCUUCCAGCGUCUAUCAAUGGUCUACGUACGAAUACUUCUGGGAUUAUUUCGAUGAAGACGAUCAAACGGAAAUUGCCAUGAAUUUAAUUCGAGACGAGAGUUACAAAAGAUAUCAGAAGAUUUUACUCUCAAAGUUGAAUAAAAAUCAGCUCAAGCAGUUGUAUUCCGAAGCACCUCUUCCAAUGAUCGUCAGCUUUGCGUUUUUGAGAGAAUUCGAGAUAGCGAAGGCGGUUUGGGAUCGUAUCAAGUUGACAAUUGAAUGUGAUGACUACGAAGUUAUACUCGAUCAUGUCUGGAAGAAUGGAACACCAGAUGAUGAAAGCUGUAUGGAAUUUUUGAUUUAUUCGUGGAACACUGCUCCUUUGAAUUUUAUCGAGUACAUGAUGAACGAGAAAAAUUGUCAAAUUGCGAAUAAGCUGAUAGAUGGAGGUCCGAUGCUUGAAAGUUCCGGUAGGUUUGAAUUUCUGAAAGCUGUUUUAUCUCGAACAACGCCCGAAUUCAGACGAAGAUAUUUGCAACACGCUGGAACAUGUUUAUCAUUGAAUCAGCCGGAUGUGUUUAGUUCACUGAUUGAUCAUUGUUUGAACGAAACUGACCGUGUGACAGUCAAGGAAAAUAUACUCCUUAGAUCAAUUUCGACGAGUCUAUUAUCAGCUGGAAUAUUACAUCGUUGUCGAGAUUUAUUAUACUCGAAUCGCGAUGAAUUUAACAAAUUCCUCGAGUUAUUCACUUUGAAACCAACUUUACAGACACGCUUCAAGGAGUGUUUGUUAGAAUCAAAAUUACUAGUCACCAAUGUACUGUGGAAAGCUGAACAUUGGCAAACGUUGUCUCAAUUUAUAGACGAGCUGUAUCCGAACCGAGAAGUAGCUCGAUAUCAAAAGAGGAAAGUUGUUUUCACUUUUUUGCGCACUCGCUGCAAUUAUCGCGAUUGUUACCAUCCAAAUGGCGAUGAGAAGUUUACCGAGAUUGAUAAUCUCUUGACUCAAGUUCUUACCCCUCGAGAAAUAAUCACUGCCAAAGAAAAUAUAGGUGAUAGUUUUCUAAAAGCAUGUCGAUCUAGAGGGCUCAGUUCUUUGAAAAGAAUGAAUCUGCAGAGAUUUGCUACGUGGUGUUAUUGCGGCGAUGAAUACAACAUAAAGCGAUUCAGACGUUCGCUUCCAAUGGAUAAAUUAUUUCGUAGUCUUUUGAGCCAAGUAGUCGAACGGUACGUUAAUGGCAGGGAUGUAACGUUAUCGUUUUCUUCAUUAGACGAACUCAUACGUUGGAAAUUUUCAUCGAAAAGAAGCGAAAUGAAAAAAUUCAAGUCGCGUGAAAUAAACAGAAUCAUGACAGAAAAGGUAGAAGAAAGUUUUAAAUGGAAAACGCACAAAUAUCCGUCUGUCCUGAAGAAAGUUAUUGAAUGGGGUUUCGAUGGCGAUAGGCGUCAGAUUCGAGAAUUUGAGCAACGUUACUCAGAAAGCGAUAGGAUGAAGAUUAUUCACUGGAUGUAUUUGUGGGAGGAGACCACCGACUGCGCAAAGUACUAUCAUCACACCAGUGAUGAUUCAGAUAGUGGAAGGCGCCGGCGCCUGCACACUCCUCUUAGACUGACAACUAGUUCCAUGGAUUUUGAUGGCGAUGAUUUCGUCAUAGCACAUUAUAGGAAGAGUCUGACUAGUGACUAGUGCGACUGAUUCUUAUGAAUUUAUAGAAUUUAUAUUACUGAAACCAUACCUACCUCGUUUACCUACCUUUAAAAUAUGUACAAUGUUAUAAUAUUUUAGUAUAGGUACGUGUGGAUUAAAAUAUUCACAUCUCGUCUUGUUGUUUAUCGUUAAAUUCACAUAUGUAAUUAAUACUUAUACCUACAGUUAGGUACCUACCUAUACCUAUUUUUACAAUUUUUUUUCAUUUUAAAUCUAAUAUAAAUUUUUACCAUUG